AUGGGCGAGGGGCACGGCGGGCAGAGGCUCGGCCCAUCCGUCUCCCAGAUGUGCGCACCCCCGGACCGCACCUGGAGCUGCCGGGGGGGAAAGUCCCCGUCUGCUCCCGCCCGGCGGCACGGCGUGACCCCCCCGGCCUCCGCCAGGCUGCAGGAGCAGGGGUUUGCCGGCUCCGCACAUCCCGCUGGGAGCCGGGCGGGAAGCCCCGGGAAGCCGUUGUUUGCCCAGGCCGGGCAGCUCUGUCUCCUCCCCGUCCUGCCCAUUCUCUUUCCCUUCCACGUGGCUUUACAGUUUUUCCCCCUCUGCAAUCUUAUGCCUUUCUUUUCCCACUUCCGUAGUUACAAACACCCACAUGCGUUAUCUCCUUCCCCCAUCCCAUCCUGAAGCCUAUUUAUACAGAGCCGGCUGGCUGCAGGGCGCGGGCAGCCGCGGCACAACAUGCUCCUGUUCAAACCCGCGCUGGCUGAAAGGGGCUGCCUGCUGCUCUGGCUGCUGCCCUUCGUCCUCAGAGCCCAGGCCAGCGGGGAGGGGAGGCCCCGGCCGUGCCAGCAGAGCCCCACAAAGGUGUCUUGUGAAGGUGUUGGCCUGCGUGAGUUCCCGCAGGAGCUUGGCAGAGGAGUUAAGUACCUCCAACUCUCCAACAACUUCAUCCAAAACCUGUCUGGCAGCGCAAUGCCAGGCUUUGGGCAGCUUGAGUCCCUGGACCUGUGUUUUAACCAGCUGGAAGCCAUGUCAGCCACCACCCUGGCUCAGCUGCCCCAGCUGCGCUCCCUCCUCCUGGGCUCCAACCUCCUGCACCGCAAUUACCUCGCCAACGGGAGAGCCCUUCGCCUGCUGAGGAGUGUGGAGGUCCUGGACCUGUCAGCAAAUAACCUGGAGAGCCACAUGGCUGGCUGGUACAUCAGCAACCUCACGAGGCUGAGGACGCUGGAUCUGUCAGGGAACAGGAUGACCAGCCUGCUGGCAGGGCUGUUCCGCAGCACGCCGUGGCUGCGCCGGCUCGACCUCAGCGACAACUACAUCAUGGAAAUCGAGGAGGGAGUUUUCGAGGCUCUGGAAGAGCUGGAGGUGCUGAACUUGGCUUUGAACUCCCUCCACUGUGUCUCUGGCUUCAGCCUCACGCAGCUGCGAGUUCUCAACCUCAGCCACAACGCGCUGGAGCUCUUUGCCUCGCAGGAGGCAGCGCAGCCCUACCUGCUUCAGGUGCUCGACUUGAGCCAUAACAGACUCCUCUCUUUCCCAGAGCUCCCCCAAGCCCAUUUUCUCACACACUUAAACCUCUCCAACAACCUCAUUGCUUCCCUGCUCCCAGGCUCCCAGCAGCCAGAGGACUUUGUGCUGCUCUACAAGGAGAUGAGGGGAUUUAACAGGACCUCGCACACAGCGGCUGCUCUGACGCAUUUAGCCGACCUGGAUCUCGGUGGUAACCAGCUGCAGCGGUUCCCGUUUACCUUCCUCCACAGCCUGGGCUCUCUGCACAGCCUCAGCCUGGCCAGGAACUGUCUCCAGGACGUGGCCGGGGAGCUGCUGGCCGGUGGCACGGAGCCCCCGCAGCCCAUGGCCCUGUCCCUGCGCUCCCUGGACCUCAGCAGCAAUGGCCUCCCCGUGCUGCCUCCCGCCUUCUUCCGCUCCCUGCCUCAGCUGGAGACCAUUGACCUGGGCUCCAACAGCCUCCAGCCUUGCGACAGCCGGGGAGGGGAUUCGGGGGGCCCCUCUGCCAUGCCAGCCCCUGGAGGCACCUGCACCCCCUUCCACAACGUGCCUCACCUGAAGCACCUGAGCCUUUGUGACAACAACAUCACCAGGCUGCUUCCCUACGCCUUCAACGGCACCCCGCUGCUGUCCCUCGACCUGGCGGGGAACAGGGGCUUGUUCCUGGCCGAGGGAGCCCUGGGGGGCUUGGAGCCGUCCCUGCAGAGACUCUCCCUGAGGGGCAACCAGAUGGACGCCAGCGAGGCAGAGCUGCCCUGCCUGGGCAGGCUCAGGGCCUUGGACCUCUCGGGCAACCGCUUGAGCCUGCUGCCCGCGGGCGCUUCCUGCUCGCCGCUGGAGAGCCUGGAUGUGAGCCACAACCUGCUGCCGGGGCUGGCGCAGGGCGCCGCGGCGGGCUGGGCCCGCAGCCUGAGGGCCGUGGCGCUGGCCGGGAACCCGUUUGGCUGCUGCUCACUGGGCUGGCUGGACACGCUGCGGGCCGCCGGCGUGGCCGUGCGGGACCUGGACCAAGCGCUCUGCAGCUUCCCCGCCGAGGCCGGCAACCUCUCAGCCCACGUAGGCACCGGCCCCCGGGGGCUGUGCCCACGGCCCAGGGGCACCGGCUCGCUGCCGCUGCUCGCGGCCCUGCUCGGCCUUCUCGUCCUCGGCUCCGGGGCCUGGUGCCUCCUGAGGAAAGGGCGCAAGUCCUUGGCGUGGGCGGGACUCUGGAGCAACAGGGUUGGGGUCGUGCCCUGUCGCCCCAGAAGAGAGGAGGCAGCUGAGGGGAGGGCGGCAGCCGGCAGCACCCGGGUGUAGCCCAGCCCUGGCAGGAGCUGGCAACCCCCAUUGCUCAGAACUCUAAUCAUUAUCAGUGACAUUAUUGUAUCUCACACCCCAUCCCCUCACCUGUGUCCUGGGGUUUGGCAACCUAAUAAAGGGCGUGUGGCUGGUU
Messenger RNA from Colius striatus (speckled mousebird), 2644 nucleotides. Its product is annotated as transforming growth factor beta activator LRRC32. The record is from RefSeq and is a predicted model, not a curated record. Gene Ontology annotation, molecular function: protein binding. NCBI's taxonomy places the organism in Eukaryota, Metazoa, Chordata, Aves, Coliiformes, Coliidae. Gene Ontology annotation, cellular component: extracellular matrix.